UAGUAUUAUAUUCACAGUAUUCGGUGUCGAACAUUUUCUUUUUGAUGAUACUAAUAUGAACGUAUCCGCUGCAACAGUCCUGCUGUUUGUGUUUCAGUUGAUCCAUUACGCUCAGUUUCUAAUAUUCAAACAAAAAAAUGACGACACUUCGAAUGAUCUGAAUGACAGUUCUCGAGAAGAGAAUGAAACAUUAUUUAUCAAUGGAUCAAAAUUGGAUUUCCUCUAUUGUAACUCUAUUCUUGGAAAUAAUAAAUCAAUAGAAAUCAAAUUUGGUAACGAAUCAAGUGUACUCGAUUAUUGGAUUGAUGAUUACCCCUUAAAAGUUAUUACUCACGGAUGGCUUGCGUCAGACAAUAAUUUCACUGGAGUGUUUAUCAUUAAGACCGCUUACUUAAAAGUCGGCGGAUAUAACGUGAUAACCGUGGACUGGGGUGGCAUAGCGGCAUUCCGGAAUUAUUUGYUACCGGUGUUGAUGACGUCAAAAAUAGGUGCCAAACUGGCCAGGGUGUUGGACAACAUCGUGAACCUUGACGUCAUCGAACCGGAGGACAUACACUUGAUCGGGCACAGUCUCGGUGCCCACAUCGCCGGUGUGUGUGGGUCACUGAUGAAAUCGAGAAAAAUCGGCCGGAUAACGGGUCUCGAUCCAGCCGGACCGGGCUUUGAGGUUGCAAAGCUGCAGAAAAAAGGGCUGAAAAAAGCGGACGCUCUGUUCGUGGACAUCAUACACACUUCCGGUGGAUCAACUGGCAUUUAUAACUCGGCGGGGCACGCGGAUUUCUUCCCGAAUGGCGGCAGCGURCCUCAACCGGGCUGCUACGAUGGUAUAAACCUCGAUAGGUUAUUUGGACUCGUUGGAUGCAGCCACUCGAGGGCGUAUAUCCUUUACGAAGACUCUGUGUACAACCCUGGUUCGAUGAUGGGGUAUAAGUGCAGUACCUGGAAUGAUUACGUGGAGCGAAAUUGCGACGACGACGAUAAAACGCCGAUGGGACACAACGCUUCGGCYAAGGCAAGAGGUGAUUACUAUUUGCGCACCAAAAGUGUUGCUCCUUUCGACAUACCGUAUGAAUUGAAAGAAGACCUCUGAAGUUAUAUCCUCUUUAGUCUUUACACUAAUAACAAAGUUAAGUCACGGAGUACAGACUCUGAAGAAAUUCCAUUUAUUGACACUUUAAGUUAUGAUUAACAGUUAAUCUUAGCAAUAUUAUAUUAAUUUGUGAUUAGCACUAAAAAUAAACUUUCUAUAUUUUUGUGUUAAGUUUCAAGGAACCAAAUAUUUUA
Diuraphis noxia (Russian wheat aphid) is the source of this 1284-nucleotide messenger RNA. RefSeq names its product lipoprotein lipase-like. Lineage: Eukaryota; Metazoa; Arthropoda; Insecta; Hemiptera; Aphididae. Gene Ontology annotation, molecular function: lipase activity; serine hydrolase activity. The record is from RefSeq and is a predicted model, not a curated record. Gene Ontology annotation, biological process: lipid catabolic process.